UGAUUGACAGCUAGGUUCUAGACGUACAGACAACAUAAUUUACUAAUAAUCAGUUAUUAUAAAGUAGGUCAAUUGAUUUUGAUGUACGAGGAUAAAGAGUGCACGAUUCUGCAGUUGAGGAAUGAACUUUCACCCUCUGUUUGAGAGCCGCUGAAAAAUCCCUCAACGAAUCUCUGUAUUCUCACGGUUGAGGGUCGGUGCUCCGCUCGCGGGACCCCGGGAUAUAGUGUUUAACUUACCUGGAUUUUUUUACCUGAGUUUUAUCUACCCAGUACACCUGUCAUUUUCAGUGUAUGCUCGUACAGUGAAACACAGCCUAAUAAAAUGACGGAAAAUAAUAACACUAAGGACCCGGACACAGGAUUAACGGAAGCGGAAGUAUGUGCUGUUGAGGAUAGUUGGAGCAUGAUCUACCGGAAAGAACACAGGAAAGAAAAUGGCGUCAAACUGUUUGUUACAUUGUUCACAUUAUAUCCCUCGGCAAUGGACAUGUUUCCACAGUUCAAGGGCAAUUCUUUGGAGAAAAUAGCUCAACACCCCAAACUCCCAGCACAUGGUAUGUCCGUGAUGUAUGCUUUGGCCUCUUAUAUCGACAACCUGCACGACGCUGAACUUCUGGUAGAACUUGUGAAGAAGACAGCGAUCAGUCAUAUUGGACGAGGCGUGGGCUCUAGGGAAUUUAAAUGGCUGACCGAAGUUGUACCGUCUUGGCUAGAGGAAGUUUUAGAAGGUGAAUGCACACCCCUCAUGAAAACGUCAUGGGUCAAACUUCUGAAUAUUGUAGUAGCAGUUGUAAUCGGCGAGGAGCAGAAUAUGAAAUCGUAAUCAACCAUUCAGGUGUGUUAUUACUUCAAAAAGGGUACAUAUAAGAGAAAUGAGAUGACCAUUUAGUACGCAAAUAUCAGGGAUGAUGUAAAAAUCGUGUCACUUGUUCGAAUAGACUUGCUAGGAGGUAUGUGUAUAAAUAGCAGCAUCUGUUUGGAAAGAAAUGCCAAGAAUCCCAUAAAGUGUUCAUCUUUAAUUGACUCACCAUUACAUGUACAUGUAUAUCAUACAGGCUCAUUUUUUUUAUAUUUUGUAUUUCUCGUUAGUUUACACCAAAAUUGUCAGUAGCUUAAUAAUAGCUUAAAUAUAGAUGAUAUCAAGAAUAAGUAAUGUGAACAAUAGAAUAUGAUUAAAAGCAAAUGUAAACACUGGAAAACAUUAGAGAUGUGUUAAUCCAAAACAUAUAUAUCAUACAAAUAAUAUAAAUAUAAGUAUUAAUAUUAGUAUGACUGCAAGUGUUUGUUAUGUUUCAUAAACUAGAAUGUAUUGAAAUGACAUACUUACACUGUAUAUUUUCAGUAUAUACCUACAUAUAUGUAUCCUCUGUAAAGGUAGAUAUUAUUGUAGAAUGUUUAUAUUUUAUAUUUCGCUCUUUUUUUGGCUCAUGAAACAAUAUAUCAGCAAAGUUAGUACAUGUAGAUUUAAACAACCACUCAAGCCAAAAAUGACAAUUUCACUUAGAUUUAUCACAAGUGUUUUCUGUUGAAUAUUGUUAUUUAUUUCUUCCGUGUGACAUCUUGUACAGGUGUAAAUAUAUCCAUUGUGGUUGUACUUUUGUUGUUGUUUGUAUUUGUUGAUGGAUAAAAGAUUGCAAGGCAUCCAUUAAAUUCAUAAUAAAACCAAUAUCAAUCACAA
Messenger RNA from Saccostrea echinata, 1680 nucleotides. RefSeq names its product globin-like. The record is from RefSeq and is a predicted model, not a curated record. The coding region runs from base 325 to 825 and encodes 166 amino acids. NCBI's taxonomy places the organism in Eukaryota, Metazoa, Mollusca, Bivalvia, Ostreida, Ostreidae. Gene Ontology annotation, cellular component: extracellular region; hemoglobin complex. Gene Ontology annotation, biological process: oxygen transport. Gene Ontology annotation, molecular function: oxygen binding; heme binding. The transcript has 4 exons.